Molecule: messenger RNA, 1383 nt
Organism: Acanthosepion pharaonis
Lineage: Eukaryota; Metazoa; Mollusca; Cephalopoda; Sepiida; Sepiidae
Source: the annotation of a GenBank genome assembly
AUGGAGCAGCAAUUUUACAGAUGCCCUUCAAUUGCGACCAUUGACUGCCAUACAGCCAUCGCAGACCAAGCGAAAUUACUUCUGCAAGACGCGGCACCUUUAUACGGCAUUGGCAUCCAGUCUCAUCUGAGGAAGGCACCGGUGAUUCAUGUACUGCAGGUCAGAAUUACAUUCUUGUUGAAAAGAUCAAUAGAAAAUCAAUUUCUGACUACUAUCUAUCUAUCUAUCUAUCUAUCUAUCUAUCUAUCUAUCUAUCUCAGUCCUGUUCAUAUCUAUCUAUCUAUCUAUCUAUCUAUCUAUCUAUCUAUCUAUCAUCUGUCCAUAUCUAUUUAUUUUUUCAUUCUGUUCAUAUCUAUCUCUCUAUCUCUCUUUCUCUUUCUCGGUUAUUGUAUCUAUCAUUCCCUCUGUUUAUAUCUAUCUGACCCUCUCUCUCUCUCUCUCUAUCUAUCUAUCUAUCUAUCUAUCUAUCUAUCUAUCUAUCUAUCUAUCUCAGUCCUUUUCAUAUCUAUCUAUCUAUCUAUCUAUCUAUCUAUCUAUAUCAGACUCCAUAUCUAUCUAUCUAUCUAUCUAUCUAUCUAUCUAUCUAUCUAUCUAUCUCAGUCCUUUUCAUAUCUAUCUAUCUAUCUAUCUAUCUAUCUAUUUAUCUAUCUAUCUCAGUCCUUUUCAUAUCUAUCUAUCUUUCUAUCUACAUAUGUAUUUCAGACCCCAUAUCUAUCUAUCUAUCUAUCUAUCUAUCUAUCUAUCUAUCUCAGUCCUUUUCAUCUCUCUCUCUCUCCAUCAAUCUUUCACUUUGUUCAUAUCUAUCUCGGCCCAUCCAACUUCCGCCGUUUGGACGAAGUGGCCAAAGCCGGGCUGCCCAUUUGGAUCACAGAGAUGACCUACGAAAACCCGGACUUCGCCAAUCGGACGGCCGUCUACGAAGACCUUCUCAGAGUCUACUUCAGCCAUCCCGCCGUUGAAGGAAUCCUCUUCUGGGUCAUUUCAAACAACGGAUGGAGACCAAACGCCGCCCUCUUGGAUGCAAACAUGAAGGUUGGUCUUUUAGCAUUUCAUGGCAAUUACCGACUUCAACUCAAGGAAAACGGAAAAGUGAUUUUCAACACGUUGGUAAAAGUCCGCCGUGGACGGCAGAUUGUCCAAAUCAACCUGUCCGAAUGCACAACUUCUUCAUAUCUAUCUAUCUGCCUGUUUCAGUCUCUUCAUAUCUAUCUAUCUAUCUAUCUAUCUAUUUCAGUCUCUUCAUAUCUAUCUAUCUAUCUAUCUAUCUAUCUAUCUAUGUCUGCCUAUGUAUCUAUCUUCAUGUUUGUCAGUCAAUCUACCUCUCUCUCUCUCUUUCUCUCUCUCUCUCUCUAUAUAUAUAUAUGUCUAUAUAUCUAUUUCUGA